AUGGCUGCAGAUUGGACUGUUGUGGUUUAUGAGGCGUUCAUCGUCUGGUUUUCGCAAACCGUGAAUCAAGCGCAUAUCCUCUUUGACCGCUUUGUCCAGGCCACCACCUGCAAGGGGACUCUCAAGGCCUUCCAAGAGCUUUGUGACUACCUGGAACUGAAGCCCAAGGACUACCGCUCCUUCUAUCAUAAGCUCAAGUCCAAGCUUAACUACUGGAAAGCCAAAGCCCUGUGGCAAAAGUUGGACAAGCGGGGCAGCCACAAAGACUACAAGAAGGGGAAGGCCUGCACUAACACUAAGUGUCUCAUCAUUGGAGCUGGCCCCUGUGGACUCCGGACGGCCAUUGACUUGUCCUUACUGGGAGCCAAGGUGGUCGUUCUUGAGAAACGAGAUGGCUUCUCCCGCAACAACGUCUUGCAUCUCUGGCCAUUCACCAUACAUGAUCUGCGAGAUCUGGGUGCCAAGAAGUUCUACGGGAAGUUCUGUGCGGGGGCCAUCGACCACAUCAGUAUCCGCCAGCUCCAACUCAUUCUUUUGAAAGUAGCCUUGAUCCUAGGCGUUGAAAUCCACGUCAAUGUAGAAUUCCAAGGACUUGUGUAUCCUCCCGAGGACCAGGAAAAUGAACGGAUAGGUUGGCGGGCACUGGUGCACCCCAAAACCCAUCCUGUGUCAGAGUAUGAAUUUGAAGUGAUCAUCGGUGGGGAUGGCCGAAGAAACACCUUGGAAGGAUUCCGUCGGAAAGAAUUUCGUGGCAAAUUGGCUAUUGCCAUCACAGCGAACUUCAUUAACCGGAACACAACAGCCGAAGCCAAGGUGGAAGAGAUCAGCGGUGUGGCUUUUAUAUUCAACCAGAAAUUCUUCCAGGAGCUGCGGGAAGCCACAGGUAUCGACCUGGAGAACAUCGUGUACUACAAAGACGAUACGCACUAUUUCGUUAUGACGGCCAAAAAGCAGAGUUUACUGGACAAAGGGGUCAUUCUGCACGACUAUGCAGACACAGAGCUGCUGCUUUCCCGGGAGAACGUGGACCAAGAGGCCCUGCUGAACUACGCCAGGGAGGCGGCUGACUUCUCCACGCAGCAGCAGCUGCCGUCGCUGGACUUCGCCAUCAAUCACUAUGGGCAGCCGGACGUGGCCAUGUUCGAUUUCACUUGCAUGUACGCCUCGGAGAACGCUGCCCUGGUGCGGGAGCAGAACGGACACCAGUUGCUGGUGGCUCUGGUUGGGGAUAGCCUCCUGGAGCCUUUCUGGCCAAUGGGCACAGGAAUCGCCCGGGGCUUUCUAGCUGCCAUGGACGCUGCCUGGAUGGUACGGAGCUGGUCUCUGGGGACAAGCCCCUUGGGAGUCCUGGCAGAGAGGGAAAGCAUUUAUAGGCUACUGCCUCAGACCACCCCUGAGAAUGUGAGUAAAAACUUCAGCCAAUACAGCAUCGACCCUGUCACCAGGUAUCCCAACAUCAACAUCAACUUCCUCCAGCCAAACCAGGUGCGCCAUUUAUAUGAUACCGGGGAGACCAAAGACAUUCACCUGGAAAUGGAGAACCUGGUGAAUUCCCGAACUACCCCCAAGUUGACCCGAAAUGAGUCUGUAGCCCAUUCAAGCAAACUGCUGGGUUGGUGCCAAAGGCAGACAGAUGGCUACACAGGGGUGAAUGUGACAGAUCUCACUAUGUCUUGGAAAAGUGGCCUGGCCUUGUGUGCCAUCAUCCACAGAUACCGCCCCGAUCUGAUAGACUACGAUUCGCUGGAUGAGCAGAAUGUGGAGAAGAAUAACCAGCUGGCCUUUGACAUUGCUGAGAAGGAACUCGGCAUUUCUCCCAUUAUGACUGGCAAAGACAUGGCCUCCGUGGGCGAGCCUGACAAACUGUCCAUGGUGAUGUACCUGACGCAGUUCUAUGAGAUGUUCAAGGACUCGCUGCCCUCCAGUGACACCUUGGACCUGAAUUCCGAGGAGAAGGCCGUCCUGAUAGCCAGCACCAAGUCUCCCAUCUCCUUCCUAAGCAAACUGGGGCAGACCAUCUCUCGGAAGCGUUCUCCCAAGGAUAAGAAGGAAAAGGACUUGGAUGGCGCCGGAAAGAGGAGAAAGACCAGUCAGUCCGAGGAGGACGAGGCUCCUCAAAGCUACCGAGGCGACAGAGCCACGCUGGUCAGCACUCUGACAGACAGGAGGAUGGGGCGGGAGUUGGGUCUGUCCACCAAAGUCAAGUGACUUAGCUAUCAGUUGUUGAGGGCCACCCUGACCGGCCCCCCGCCCGUCUCCUGCACGCAGGGCUCCAUCAAGAAGGAGUUCCCACAGAACCUGGGCGGCAGCGACACGUGCUACUUCUGCGGGAAGCGCGUCUACGUGAUGGAGAGGCUGAGUGCGGAGGGCCAGUUCUUCCACCGGAGCUGCUUCAAGUGCGGGUACUGCGCCACCACCCUGCGCCUCGCGGGCUACGCCUACGACACCGAGGACGGUAAAUUCUACUGCAAACCCCACUACUGUUACCGACUCUCCAGCAGCACCCAAAGGAAGAGACCGGCAGUGGCGCCCCUGUCUGGAAAGGAGGCCAGAGGACCCCUGCAGGAUGGCCCCGCUGCAGACGCCAAGGGCCGGGCCAGCACCGUCGCCAACGCGGCCGAGAGGACCCCAGGUUCGAGCAUGAAUGGCCUGGAGGAGCCCAGUGUUGCCAAGAGGCUGAGGGGCACCCCUGAGAGGAUUGAGCUGGAGAAUUACCGCCUGUCUGUGCAGCGGGCAGAGGAGUUGGAGGAGGUGCCUGAGGAGACGCAGGCCGAGCACAACCUCAGCAGCGUGCUGGACAAGGGCACAGAGGAGGACGUGGCCAGCAGCAGCUCCGAGUCUGAGAUGGAGGACGAGGAGGACGAGGACGAAGGGGAGCCUCAGCUGCCCACCUCGGACCUGGGCGGCGUCCCUUGGAAGGAGGCGGUGAGGAUCCAUGCCCUUCUGAAAGGACAAAGUGAAGAGGAACUAGAGGCCUCCAAGAACUAUGUGCCUGGGACGGAGGAGGAGGAUGAAGAGGAGGAGGAGGAGGAGGAGGAUGAAGAGGAGGAAGAAUAUGAAGAGGAGGAGGAGGAGGAAUCCACAGCCGGGAACCUGAGGCUGCAGCAGAUCGCCCACCCGGCCGAUCCCUUGGAGAUCCAGGCCGAUGUGCACUGGACCCACAUUCGUGAGCGGGUAGAGGAGGAGCACAUGGCCCCAGCCUCCGAGUCCUCUACUCCGAGAGUCCCCUUUGAGGAGAAUGCCCUGGAAGAAGACGUGGAUUCGGAACCUGCAGAGAUAGAAGGGGAGGCAGCGGAGAAUGGGGACACGGGGGACACCGGUGCUGAGCUGGACGAUGAUCAGCACUGGUCUGAUGAUAUCCCAUCAGAUGCCGAAACCGAACUCCGCUUGCGGCACCAGGAAGAGGUGGAGGCAGAGCUGGAGCUAAGGGUCUCAGAAAAUGAGGACGAGACGCCACCCCCCAUUCCAAAGCGACAGGAGAGAGGUCCCUCGAAAGUCUCCAGCCCCACCGAGCUCCCCCGAAACCAAGGUGUUGGCUUCUCCCCAGUCCACAGCCCUGUGACAGAGGGUGCUCGAAGCCCAUAUGCCUCUGUCGCCCACAAGGUGAAAUCCCCAGAGGAGCGCUUUUUCCCGGAGCCUCUGCUCCCCCAAGAGAAGCCCAGAGCUGAAGCCCCCUCCGCGCAGACCACCAUACCCUCGCCCAUCCGCUCCCAGCCCGCAGCGCUGCCCGAAGCCAGGGUGCCCGCCUUCCUAGUUGGCCCUCAGCAGCUGCCCCUGUCGGCCACCGCCACCACCCCCCGGGCCCCGCUCCCCAUCUGCUCCCAGCCUCAGCCUUCCUCUUCCUCCGAGGCCACCAUCCCGUCCCCCACGGAGUCCCCCAUACGUUUCCAGCCCAUCUCGGCCAAAACGUCCACCCCGCUCCCCGUGAGCCCAGCGGACGGCCCGGACAGGCGGGGCAGCCCCCUGGCCGAGGCCCUGGCGCGGAGCAACCUGGUGGAAGAGUUCUGGAUGAAGAGCGCCGAGAUCCGCCGCAGCCUCGGGCUCACCCCGGUGGACCGCGGCAAGGGGCCCGAGCCCGGCUUCCCCGCGCCGGCCCAGAAGCCACACGAGGUCACCAGCGAGGAGGCCCUGUCCCCUCCGUCGGACUCGGGCGGGCCAGACGGGUCCGUGACCUCUUCCGAGGGCUCCAGCGGGAAGAGCAAGAAGAGGUCGUCGCUCUUCUCCCCGCGCAAGAGCAAGAAGGAGAAGAAGCCCAAGAGUGAGGGCCGGCCCCCGGAGAAGCCCAGCCCCGGGCUGCUGGAGGAGGCCACCGCCAAGCCCAAGUCCUUGUGGAAGUCCGUCUUCUCCGGCUACAAGAAGGACAAGAAGAAGAAGGGCGAGGACAAGUCCCGCAGCAGCACACCCUCCAGCGGUGCCACCGUGGACUCGGCGAAGCACAGGCUGUCUCCCACCGUGAGAGCAGAGCUACAGCUCCGGCACCAGCUGAGCUUCUCAGAGGACUCUGACCUCUCCAGCGACGACAUCCUUGAGAGGUCCUCCCAGAAGUCCAAGCGAGAGCCGAGAACCUACACAGAGGAGGAGCUGAGCCUCAAGCUGACCCGGCGCGUGCAGAAGGCAGCUCGGAGACAGGCCAAACAGGAGGAACUGAAGCGGCUACACCGAGCCCAGAUCAUCCAGCGGCAGCUGGAGCAGGUGGAGGAGAAGCAGAGGCAGCUGGAGGAGAGAGGGGUCGCUGUGGAAAAGGCGCUGCGCGGCGAAGCAGGCAUGGGCAAGAAGGACGACCCCAAGCUGAUGCAGGAGUGGUUCAAGUUGGUGCAGGAGAAAAACGCCAUGGUGCGCUACGAGUCGGAGCUGAUGAUCUUUGCCCGCGAGCUGGAACUGGAAGACCGGCAGAGCCGAUUGCAGCAGGAACUGCGGGAGCGGAUGGCGGUGGAAGAUCACCUGAAGACGGAGGGCGAGCUGUCCGAGGAGAAGAAGAUCCUGAACGAGAUGCUGGAGGUGGUGGAGCAGAGGGACUCCCUGGUGGCCCUGCUGGAGGAGCAGCGGCUCCGAGAGAAGGAGGAGGACAAGGAUCUGGAGGCCGUCAUGCUGUCCAAGGGCUUCAGCCUGAACUGGUCCUGAGUGCUGCGCGCCUGUGGCUACUCGUUUGCCGGCUUCCGCCCAUCCGGCCUGGCUGCCCGGUUCUCCAAGCCCCUGGGAUUCCAGCAUCAGAGAAGGCCCGGUACUUCCCCAGAGUUUGCGCUCGGAUGUCCAUGUGCCUCUGGAGAAGCGAGGGCGGAACCCUCAGUGGAUACGCCUCGCCUGGGCCUCUCAGCCUCGUGCGGGGAGAGGCGGGGAGCGUGCGCCGGACCUAGGCGGACGAACCACACACUCGGACGCAAAGCCACCGCCGCACGGGUCCCCUGAAGCGCCACCAAAGAAACGGAAGCAGCCCUAUCCUGAGGGAGCUGGGCCUGACCGCCCAGGGUGACGCCCCCUGCCUUGAAGGGGGAGCAGAGGGCAGGGUGCCCAGGUUCAUUAUGCAAGUGAGGGGCAGGAAGGAGGGGCUUAUGCCCGCACCGCACCGCCACUGGACCCGGCGUGGCACGCCCGGCAUCCCUGGUGGUGGCCCAAGGCCUGUGUACUGCUGUGUUGUGCUUUUAAUUCACACCAUGUCGACACUGGAAAAUUCUGACUUUGGGUGGGGGCGGGUCAGGCCCUGCAUUUCAAAGACACCCCACCUCCCCCCGCCCUGGCCAUGCUUCACGCCACGUUGGGCAGGGGUUCCUCUUUCUCUGGCGGUUUUUCCUGUGUUUGCACCUUGAAAUGAAGCUGAUGGCCUGACCACGUCCUCAGCCGCUUCGGACCCUUUUUAUCAAUUAACUUAUUUUUUUUUAAUACUUGAAGAGAAGCAGUUUCAUUUUUAUAUCUUUACUAGAGACACUGAUCGCCUGGCCCCGGGCUGUAGGAGUGAGGGAGGUUCGUGUCCCUGUUCUGUCCUGGGGGGGAGGGGGGCUGACCCAAGACUGAGCGUGCGUUCAACCCGUGCCCCUAUUUAUUAUUCUCCUCCCUCGCGUUACCCACCUGGGGGUCGCUCACAGCUUUUGUGGACAUCGCGCCCACCCCCCUCCUCCUCCGUCCCACACCGUGCCCGCCAGACGUGGAUCUCUGGGCCGCUCACCUGCCGAGAACACGCUUCAGCCGCGGUGGGGGCCGAGCCAAAAGGCAGAGGUGUGGCUUUUGCCUCCCUGUGGGAACCCCGGCAGGAGCCCACUUCUGCUUUCCGGUGCCUCGCUUGUGGGUAAGGCCUCAUCUGGAUUGACAGGACUUGGGUGAGACCUCAUAAUCGGCCUGGUUGGUGGCCAUCCUUCGUCCUAGUCUAAAGUGAGACCAGGCAGCCGUGCCCGUGUUGGAGCAGACGGGGGAUUGACAUUGGUAUCACACAAACAAGCAAAGCCAGCCCUCUCUUGCCAAGGUGAUUGCAGCCGUCAUGGGGGCCAGCGUCCAACUUUUAGUUCGUUCCUUAAACCAAACUCCGCUCACUUCUCACGGAUCAGCCAGAACCGGACUGUGUAGCACUCACCCCCUGAGGGAAACCAUCGGGGGUCUGCUGUCGGCCAGCUAUUGUCAGCAAGUGGCUAGCCCACGGGAGGAUCCCCACCAGGACCAGACCAGCUGGCCAGCGGGGAGCAGGCUCCUGGUGGGAGGGGCCGUUAUGGAGGGAGCCAAGGCAGCCCUGGAGCCUCCCAAGGGCAGGGUCCGCCGGGGUCCACGCGGACCUGGGCAUUUCCACGGGAACCAUACUGUGCCUCCACUUGAACACCAACGACAGAGGAGCAACAAGUCUGCGUGUUCUUCACCUUCAAAAGCUGCCGCCUCUCCUGUGAACGCCCAGGAGACAUGCUGCUAAGCAGACAUCGCAGACUCUGGCUUCUGCACUUCUGAUUUCUGACAAGGCAGUCUCCAUUUUUACUUUUUCUUAAAAAAAAGAAGAAAACAAAGGUGGGGUGGGAGGUAUGGUUAUAGAUUCCAUCUUCAUCUCCCAGUCUUCCAAUAAAAUUGGGCUGGGGUGGA
Messenger RNA from Echinops telfairi (small Madagascar hedgehog), 7053 nucleotides. It is a transcript of the gene MICAL3, whose product is annotated as microtubule associated monooxygenase, calponin and LIM domain containing 3. The record is from RefSeq and is a predicted model, not a curated record. NCBI's taxonomy places the organism in Eukaryota, Metazoa, Chordata, Mammalia, Afrosoricida, Tenrecidae. Gene Ontology annotation, molecular function: FAD binding; protein binding. The transcript has 34 exons.